This is a messenger RNA of Anopheles coustani, 1523 nucleotides long. It is a transcript of the gene Lim1, whose product is annotated as LIM/homeobox protein Lhx5. The transcript has 6 exons. Gene Ontology annotation, biological process: neuron differentiation; regulation of transcription by RNA polymerase II. Lineage: Eukaryota; Metazoa; Arthropoda; Insecta; Diptera; Culicidae. Gene Ontology annotation, molecular function: RNA polymerase II transcription regulatory region sequence-specific DNA binding; DNA-binding transcription factor activity, RNA polymerase II-specific. Bases 1 to 1494 code for a protein of 497 amino acids. The record is from RefSeq and is a predicted model, not a curated record. Gene Ontology annotation, cellular component: nucleus.
AUGGCGUUCGGUUCGGUACUGCAGCACAAUCAGCACAAUAUCGGUCGCGGCGAGCCACCGUCCGGACUGGGCGAUCCGUGCGCCGGCUGCAACAAGCCGAUCCUGGACAAGUUCCUGCUGAACGUGCUGGAGCGGGGCUGGCAUGCGGCGUGCGUCCGGUGCUGCGAGUGUCACCAACCGCUGGCGGACAAAUGCUUCAGCCGGGAGUCGAAGCUGUACUGCCGGAACGACUUCUUCAGGCGCUACGGUACGAAGUGCAGCGGGUGCGGGCAGGGCAUUGCGCCAUCGGAUCUGGUGCGGAAGCCGCGCGACAAGGUGUUCCACCUGAACUGCUUCACGUGCUGCAUUUGCCGGAAGCAGAUCAGCACCGGCGAGCAGCUGUACGUGCUGGACGACAAUAAGUUCAUCUGCAAGGACGACUACAUCCUCGGCAAAGGACCCCACCCGAUGACAGACUCCCUCAUGGGUUCGGCCUCAGAAGACGAAGACGAGGAGGACCAGAUGAGGCCCGGCGUGCUGGCCGGUCUGGUUGGCGGUGGUACCGGUGCGGCAGGACUCCACCACGGCGAUGGACCGCUCGGCGCGUCCGACCUGUCGGUGCAGAGCAUGAGCACCGACAGCAAGACGGGCCACGACGACUCCGACCAGGGCUCGCUCGACGGCGAUCCGGACUGCCGAGGGGACUCGCAGGCGGAGAACAAGAGCCCGGACGACGGCGGAGGCUCGAAGCGGAGAGGACCCCGGACCACGAUCAAAGCCAAACAGCUCGAGGUGCUGAAGAACGCAUUUAGUCAAACACCAAAACCCACUAGACACAUAAGGGAACAGCUGGCCAAGGAGACGGGACUGCCGAUGCGGGUGAUACAGGUUUGGUUUCAGAACAAACGCUCGAAAGAGCGGCGGCUAAAGCAGCUCACCAGCAUGGGCCGGGGGCCGUUCUUCGGCGGGGCACGGAAGAUGCGCGGCUUCCCGAUGAACCUGUCGCCCGGCGGCCUCGACGAGCCCGGCUUCCCGUACUUCGCGACGGACGGCAAGUUCGACUUCGGCUACGGUGGCCCUCCGUUCCAUCCGCACGAUGCGCCCUUCUUCGGCGGCCAUCCGGGCGCUGGCCCGAUGCCCUUCGGCGGACCCGGAGGACCCAUGGAUCACCCGGGACCGAUCCCAAUGGUAGGCGACUUCGGCAUGGCGGGCCCGGACGGUGGCCCCGGCAUGAUGGGACCGGGUGGGCCCGGCGGCGGACCCGGUGGGCCGGGUGGAGGCGGUGGCGGACCAGGUGGCGGAGGACCCGGCGGCUUCAUGGGGCAGCAACCACCGGGCGGACCGGGAAGCAACCAGCAACAGCAGCAGCAGGGACCCCACGGGGGACCGGACGGGGUCGGUGGGAUGCUGGGCGGAGGGCCGCGGCCUGGUGGCGGUGGCAGCCCGGUCGAGUUCCUGACGUCCGGCAAUUUCUCCGAGUCGCAAAACAUGCAGAACGAGGGACUUGUGUGGUAAGUGGGACUCGCAGGAAGAGCAGGAAGAAG